CCUUCCACCAUGGCUCUGAAGAGAAUCCACAAGGAACUCAACGACCUGGCGCGGGACCCGCCAGCACAGUGCUCCGCAGGCCCUGUCGGGGAAGACAUGUUCCACUGGCAAGCUACAAUCAUGGGGCCGAACGACAGCCCCUACCAAGGCGGAGCAUUUUUCUUGACAAUCGAUUUCCCAACAGAGUACCCCUUCAAACCACCCAAGGUUGAAUUCACAACAAGAAUUUAUCAUCCCAAUGUCAACAGUAACGGCAGCAUUUGUCUUGAUAUUCUUCGGUCACAGUGGUCUCCAGCACUAACUAUUUCAAAAGUACUUUUGUCCAUCAGUUCUCUGUUGUGUGACCCCAACCCAGAUGACCCCUUAGUGCCUGAGAUUGCUCAGAUCUACAAAACAGAUAGAGAAGCGUACAACAGAACAGCUCGGGAGUGGACGCAGAAGUAUGCCAUGUAA
Molecule: messenger RNA, 453 nt
Organism: Psammomys obesus (fat sand rat)
Lineage: Eukaryota; Metazoa; Chordata; Mammalia; Rodentia; Muridae
Product: ubiquitin-conjugating enzyme E2 D2B
Exons: 1
Coding region: 10-453 (147 amino acids)
Biological process (GO): protein K11-linked ubiquitination; ubiquitin-dependent protein catabolic process
Cellular component (GO): nucleus
Molecular function (GO): ubiquitin conjugating enzyme activity
Source: RefSeq, a predicted model, not a curated record